Messenger RNA from Priapulus caudatus, 1284 nucleotides. Its product is annotated as translation initiation factor eIF-2B subunit beta-like. Bases 93 to 1040 code for a protein of 315 amino acids. Lineage: Eukaryota; Metazoa; Priapulida; Priapulimorpha; Priapulimorphida; Priapulidae. Gene Ontology annotation, cellular component: eukaryotic translation initiation factor 2B complex. Gene Ontology annotation, molecular function: translation initiation factor activity; guanyl-nucleotide exchange factor activity. Gene Ontology annotation, biological process: translational initiation. The record is from RefSeq and is a predicted model, not a curated record. The transcript has 13 exons.
CAAAAUAUUUGAGCAUUCGUAAAUAAUCGUGAUUCUGUAACUUCUAAAUUUCUUACUCACUUUAGUCUUUAGAUAAUUUAUAUCGAGACAAUAUGCCAGCUUCCGAUCAGAAUAGUGUAGAGUUAGAGGAAAAGGUUGAGGAACUAAACAACAAAUUAAAGACGGGUGGCUUUACUGGCUCGUAUGACAUCGCAAAUUCAACUCUGCGGUUGCUGAGGAAAGUGAUUGCAGGAAGCAAGUGGAACAAUGCUCGAGAACUUAUGGAUAGAGUCAAAUCGGUAGGAAAGUUAAUUGUAGCAUCACAAAGGUCAGAGACAUCUGUUGGCAACAUGGUACGAAGAGUAUUGAAGUUGAUUAGAGAAGAAUAUGCAAGGUGUAGAGGUAACCCGGAAGGUGGUGAUGUCCAAUCGGAAAGUCUUCAUAGAAUGUUCACGGAUAACGCAAAGACGGAAGAUUACAGUGUACCUAUUUUGAAUGUAGAUUUUAAGGCUGUGGUGAUCGAAGCAGUAAACGAAAUCUUGAUCGAGUUGGAGAACAGUGCUGACAACAUCGCGAUGCAGGCGUUGGAACACAUACACUCCGACGAGGUGAUCAUGACGGCCGGCCGUUCAAGAACCGUUGAGAAGUUCCUCAAGCAAGCAGCUCGCAAGCGCAGAUUCCAGGUCAUCGUCGUCGAGUGUGCGCCGUUCUAUCACGGUCAGGAGCUGGCGUGGAGCCUGGCUGAUGCACAGAUUGAUACCACAGUGAUCACGGACUCCGCCGUUUUUGCAAUCAUGUCACGGGUGAACAAGGUGAUCAUCGGAACUCACUCAGUGAUGGCAAACGGCGGAUUGAAGAGCAUAAACGGAAGUCACACCAUCGCAUUGGCUGCGAAGUAUCACUCGGUCCCUAUGAUAGUGUGUGCGUCGAUGUUCAAGCUGUCACCGGUUUACCUCUGCUCCAGCGACCAGGCCGCCUUCAACAAGUUUGUAUCUCCGCACAGCGUACUAGACUUUGCUGACGAGGAGGGAAUGCCCCAUCUUACGUCUACAGACUGCUGAGUGAACUCUAUCACCCGGAUGACCAGGAUUUGUAGCGGAGAAGAGAUUUACAUGUAGAUAUAAGUCAAUUAUCGAAGAUAUGAAUAUAAUAUCAAGAGAUCUGUUGAAACACAAGUUACCUGUGUGUAUUGUUUGUUUUAUCGUUAUUUAAUAUUACAAGCAUUAUGUACGCCAUUCACAUUGCAUCAAUGUCUAUAUAUCCAAACACUAGUCAACACUAGAUGACGUUCACGUAGGAUUUCUU